Podarcis raffonei (Aeolian wall lizard) is the source of this 2576-nucleotide messenger RNA. It is a transcript of the gene SPATS2, whose product is annotated as spermatogenesis associated serine rich 2. The transcript has 14 exons. The record is from RefSeq and is a predicted model, not a curated record. Lineage: Eukaryota; Metazoa; Chordata; Lepidosauria; Squamata; Lacertidae. Gene Ontology annotation, molecular function: protein binding. Gene Ontology annotation, cellular component: cytoplasm. Bases 539 to 2122 code for a protein of 527 amino acids.
GGGGCUCGCGCACCGUUCGCUGCUCGCUCCCGUUCUCUGUCUCUUCGCUGGUGGGCGGGGCUCGCUUUCCCGGUGUUUGGCGGCGGCGGCGGCCUGAGAAUCUGAAAAACAGCAAUAUGAACUGCUGUGCUUGUGCUUCUUGACAGAAGGUGAUGCUAAGAGGGAAAAUCUACAGUGAUCAACAGGUUGUCCAAGAAGGUUUUUGACAACUCGUCUGUUGCCUUGGAAGCUGGAGGAUUGCUGUCCCCAAGCAGAUAUUUGCCAUUUCCUGCCUUGAUGCAAAGCAGCACUUGAAUUAAACCUGCCACUCUCUGUUCCUUGAGGAAACAGAUUCUUAUUGCUGUGUAAUUGAACACUAAAUACAGGGAACCUAUUAUGUCUAAGAGGCAAAACCAAAAAGGUGAGUGGAGUGAAUAUAUGGAAAGAAAUAUUGUGCAUGCCAGCAUCGCAUCUAGUUUGACCCUUGUGAUCUGUACUUUGGGGAGUUGCAUGGAAAGAUUCAUCAGGAUUUAUUUUUGAUGUGCAGUCCAAUACUGUGAUGGCUCAAGGAGGUACCUUUGAAAACAUGAAAGAGAAGAUCAGUGCUGUGAGAGCAAUAGUCCCCAACCGCAGCAACAACGAAAUUAUCCUGGUGCUGCAGCACUUUGAUAACUGUGUAGAUCGAACUGUGCAGGCUUUCAUGGAAGGUAGUGCCAGUGCAGUGUUGAAAGAAUGGACAGUAACUGGAAAGAAAAAGAACAAAAAGAAGAAAACUAAGCCAAAGCCUCCUGCAGAAUCGAGGGCCAGCCUUCCUGACCCCAGCAAGCCAGCAUCCACCGAAGAAGAACAGUCUGUAGCUUCAUCUGAUAAGGGUGGGAUCAACGGUUACCAUGUCAAUGGCUCGGCCAAUGACACGGAGUCUGUGGACUCACUCAGCGAAGGUUUGGAUGCGCUUUCCAUAGAUGCCAGAGAGUUGGAGGAGGGCGAGCCUGCAAUGCCUGAGGUGCCUGAUGGAGCAGUAACAUUAGAAAACGGGCUAGCAGACCUCAGUCCAAAGCCUGCCACCACACGGUCUGCCCAGCCUCUCCGGGUGCAGCCUGAACUGAGAAGCUCCAGCAAGCCGCUCUCCAGGCCUGUAUCCAGCAACCAUUCACCUGCCCCUUCAUCUCUGACGAUGCUGGAUGAGGUCCCUGCGUCCUCUGGAAACAAAAAGCUAGGUUCUAAUAUUGAAAAAUCAGUGAAAGACCUCCAACGGUGCACUGUGUCACUGGCUCGGUAUCGUGUUGUAGUUAAAGAAGAAAUGGAUGCCUCCAUUAAGAAAAUGAAACAGGCCUUUGCAGAACUUCAGAGCUGUCUCAUGGAUCGAGAAGUAGCCCUUCUAGGUGAAAUGGACAAAGUGAAAGCAGAAGCAAUGGACAUCCUAAGCAGCCGGCAAAAGAAGGCAGAGGCGCUGAAGAAGAUGACUGAUGUGGCUGUCCGAAUGUCCGAGGAGCAGUUGGUAGAGCUUAGAGCUGAUAUAAAGCACUUUGUUAGUGAGCGCAAAUACGAUGAAGAUCUUGGAAGGGUGGCUCGUUUCACUUGUGACCUAGAUGCACUCAAGAGGAGCAUUGAAUCUUUUGGACAAGUUUCGCACCCAAAGAACAGCUACUCCACCAGGUCACGGUGCAGCUCUAUUGCCACGUCUGUGAGCAGCCCAGAUGAGCCCAGUGCCGCAAGCACAGUAUGUGCCUCUGUCUCUGCUCCGAGCCUUACGACGACCAAUAAGAAACCACCACCCCCUGCAGAAGCCGCUGCAAAUGCAACAAGCCGUCCAUAUCAGCCCUACCGUGAGGGUUUCCAGGGUAAUAGAAGAUCUGGUCAAGGUUACAGGGCCCAAGUGCAACGCCAAAAUGGGCCCCCACACCCCAAUUCAAAUCGGUACCGAAGCGGGCCUUGGUACCAGUCCAACUCCAGGUCCCGGCCACCUCCUGGAAACGCAAACAGCCUCAGCCAGACUUACUCCACAGGAACCAAUGGAACUGGUGCUGAGCCUGGUGUGCCAGCCCCAACUGCACAGUCCCAUUCGGGCACACUCAGCAAAGAAGCCAAGGCUCUGCCGCAGCGGAAACCUAGGUCAAGCCAAUAUGAGGCGGCCAAUUCCUGAAGAGCACGAACUCUCUGCCACUUCCCAAAACUGGAUGACGAGACUGUAGGACACACCUAGCUAGAGAUAUUAACAAAGGAACGUUUACACUUGCUGCCCCCUUUGCCACUUUUCUCUUCCUUUAAUCAUUCCUUUCUGGGAAAAGCGGCUCCCUAGCGCUUCUCCUGCCCUUGCUUUCUGCCACGUGACAUGGGUCAGGCUUCAGUGGAAAAUGCACACAUGAUCUCCAGGCAUGGCCUUGGCAAACCUCACUGCUGCCACCUCCUUUGCACUCUCUGGCUCCUCUUAUUCUGGUGCCGUCCUUAAACAUGGGCAGACUUUCAGCCCUAGAAGCAAAAAAUAAAAAAGGGGGGAUGUCUUCCAAGAACCCCAGCCCAAAAGCUUUUGCUCUCCCCUCGCCCUCCCUGAAUGCUGCUAGCCAGGCCUUACUCCUAACAGCAAAACUCUUCAUGCU